Rhopalosiphum padi (bird cherry-oat aphid) is the source of this 849-nucleotide messenger RNA. RefSeq lists its product as uncharacterized. The record is from RefSeq and is a predicted model, not a curated record. NCBI's taxonomy places the organism in Eukaryota, Metazoa, Arthropoda, Insecta, Hemiptera, Aphididae.
AUGUUUAAACUAAUUAUUAUUUUAGUUUUACCUGAAUAUGACAUUGAUUACAUUGUUGAUCAUAUAAAGUAUGAUUCAAAUUGUUCAUUCCCUGAUCUGGAAAAUAAUUGGAAGUCUACAACAAAUUAUAGAUUAAAUGAAAUGAAACAUUUUUCUUCUACUAGUGAAAUCAUCAAGAACUGGAAUAGUUAUACCCUGCCACUGGGAUAUAGACUUGUUGAUAUUGACUUUCAUACAUUAUAUCCAAACUGCUCGUCAUUAUUAAAUACAUUUGAGAAUAAAUUCGAAAAUAUAGUGAAACUCUUGGAUGAGAAAUUGAAGGAUUCUACCAAUCGUAGAUUAUUUGAAACUUUAAAAGAUGGUGUUUCCAUUAUAAACCAAAAUGGUAAAAAUACAGUUUUAUUGUAUUUAUUACCCACUAUACUAGUACCUACUGCAAGGAAAAUUACUAAAGAUCAUAAUGGGAUGAAGUGUCAAAUAAAAUACUCAAUAAAAGAUUCUCAAAACAGCUUCAUGACAUUCAAAGAUUCAGUAGCUGAAAUUGAAGAACAUAUUGUUAUGCGACAGAAUGAAAAAAAUCCAAUUCAGCCAUUUAUUAUUAUUGUAGGUAUCCCUACUAAUCCUAAAGAAAUAAUUGUUUUUUUCGAUUGUAUUAAGUAUAAAUUAUUCACUAUAGUAUCUGCUGUAGAUGUUUGCUUUAAAUUAUUUCAUUUGUUUAAUUUGGAAUAUCCAUGUGAAUCGUGUGUAGUAUGGCUCUUUAUACAAAAGUAUUUUUAUUCAUUAACUACAAACUUUGAUAAAUCAUUUCAUACUUUAGGUCAAAUUUUAUCUGAUUUAAAUAGUAAGUAA